AGAUAUAUCAAAAGUUCUUAGACCAUCUUUAACGCGGAGGAUUUGUGGUCCUUAACGAGAUCCUUAAGCAUUAAUGUUGAUUUAAUUAAAUGGAAAACAAAUAAAUGCUAGAUAAUCGAUCCUUAGUGGGUUGAUUUGGUGACCGAAAAUAUCAAGGGUUAUUAAAACACGUGUCAGCUGCUCAUUUAUUUGUAUUUUUUUUCUUUUUCUUUCCUUUCUUUCUUCUAAUUUAUUUUGUAACCGUUUUGUUCUUGUUUUCUCCGCGAAAAGAAAAUGAUCAAAACCGACGACGGAAACGACGAUUCUGUCGGUCCACUCGACGUCUCCUCCGUCUUCGCCGUGAUUAGAAGGAUCGAAACCCACCACGGACGACGACUCUCUCGGUCCUCAACGCGGCUCCUCCGUCUUGUCUUGUUUUCUCCGUCGGAAGAAGGGUCUAAAAUCCAUCACAAUCGACGCCUCUCUCGUUCCUCACCGCGACUCCUCCGUCUUGUCUCCUCACCGCGACUCCUUUGACUCGUCCGUCUUGUCUCCUCACGAAGACUCCUCACCGUGACUCCUCUGACUCCUCCGUCUUGUCUCCUCACCGCGACUCCUCUUACUCCUCCGUCUUGUCUCCUAAGCGCGACUCCUCUGACUUGUCUCCGUUAGAAGAUGGAUCGAAACCCACCACAAUCGACUACUCUCUCGGAGCCCACCGCAUCUGCUCUGUCGGUUCUCAUCUUCUCCGAGUGAAGAAUGGUUCAAACCCAUGACUUCCCGUGGAGUUUGAGCUCUGGACAUGAGGUCCUCCGACUGAAGUCACAACCAGAAGGAGUUCUUUUUUGAAGUUCAGUGCAAACUGUGGGUGAGAGAGUCAAGAGAAGUCACAAGAUUGCAGAGAGAAGUCACAAGAUGAAUGCGAGUAGUCACAAUGCCACAAGAGAAGUCACGAGAUGUUUGGUUAAACAUGUCACGGGAAGAGGUCAGAGACACAAUGCCACUAGAGAAGUCACGAGAUUACAGUUGUGAUAUGUCUGUUUGUGGACUUUAUGUUUGUCUGUAUGUAACUUUAAGUCACGAGAUUUUUAUGUUGCUUAUGCAGAUUUAUAUAUAUAAUUUAUAUGUCACGAAACUUUAUGCUUCUCUCCUUCUCUAUAUAAAGUAUUGAGACAUGAAGUAUUUUUUUACAAAGUGAUCGAACACACUCCCUUUCUCUUCACCAACACACUCUCCUUUUUUUCACCAACAAGUUUCAUCUGAUCACCGAGUCUUCUCUUUACCAUCACACUUUCAUCUGAUCACCGACUCUUCAUCCCAUAAUACGUUUGAUGUACAAGAUGGUGAAAGUUUUGAUCAAUAUUUUGAUCGGUAUGUUGAUCAAUAUUUUGAUCAAACUUUCGAGAGUUUAGCCAUUAAUCAUGGUGAUCAAGAAGUCCAAAAAAAAAGAGGAAAAAACGAGUUCACAUCGAAAGGAACCGUGAAGAAGGCAAUGUACGUUUAUGGGAAGAUUAUUUCAGUGAAACCCCAACUUAUCCUUCUAAUCUAUUCCGACGGCGAUUCAGAAUGAACAAACCAUUGUUCAUGCGUGUUGUUGAUCGACUCUCCAAUGAAGUUGAAUUCUUUCGACAAAAGGAAGAUGCUCUCGGCCGGCUUAGUCUCUCUCCACUUCAAAAGUGUACAGCAGCCAUUCGUGUCUUGGCAUACGGUAACGCCGCUGAUGCUGUUGACGAAUACCUCCGACUCGGUGAAACAACUACUCGUUCAUGUGUAGAACAUUUUGUCGAAGAAAUAAUAAAUUUAUUCGGUGAAGAGUACCUAAGAAGACCAACACCGGCUGAUCUUCAACGUCUACUUGAAGUUGGUGAGUUCCGUGGAUUUCCCGGUAUGAUAGGAAGCAUCGAUUGUAUGCAUUGGGAGUGGAAGAAUUGUCCCACCGCUUGGAAAGGGCAAUAUUCACGUGGUUCCGGAAAACCCACAAUUGUUUUAGAAGCGGUUGCUUCUUUUGAUCUCUGGAUAUGGCAUGCGUUUUUUGGACCGCCAGGUACUUUAAAUGAUAUCAAUGUUCUUGACCGCUCACCUGUUUUUGAUGAUAUAAUACAAGGUCACGCUCCGGCAGUCACUUACUAUGUCAAUGGAAGGGAGUAUCAUUUGGCUUACUAUCUCACCGACGGUAUUUAUCCGAAAUGGGCUACUUUUAUCCAAUCAAUUCGGGAGCCACAAGGGCCGAAAGCGGUUUUAUUUGCUAAACACCAAGAAGCUAUCCGAAAAGAUGUCGAGCGUGCUUUUGGAGUCUUGCAAGCUCGCUUUGCAAUUGUUAAAAACCCGGCACUUUUUUGGGACAAAGGCAAAAUUGGGAAUAUUAUGAGAGCAUGUAUCAUACUCCAUAAUAUGAUAGUGGAAGAUGAACGAGAUGGAUAUACUCUGUCUAAUCUUUCCGAGUUCCAACACGGAGACGACCCCGGAAGUUCACAUGUCGAUCUCGAUUUUCAAACGGAUAUCCCUUCAAAUAUCACCAAUAUGAUGGGUGCUCGAAGUAGAAUUCGUGAUCAACAUAAGCAUCAACAACUGAAAGCGGAUUUGGUUGAACAUAUAUGGCAUAAAUUUGGACAUAAUGAAGACAUCAACUGAGUUCGGAAGUUUGUUUUCGAAUUAUUCUCGAUUAUUGUACUAAUCUAUAUUUUCAUGUUUUUUUUUAAAUUUAUGUUUUAAAUGUUAUCUUUUAAUAUAUUUUAUUUAAUAAAUAAAUUUUAUUAAAAAAAA
Messenger RNA from Brassica napus (rape), 2742 nucleotides. Its product is annotated as putative nuclease HARBI1. The record is from RefSeq and is a predicted model, not a curated record. Bases 1546 to 2610 code for a protein of 354 amino acids. Lineage: Eukaryota; Viridiplantae; Streptophyta; Magnoliopsida; Brassicales; Brassicaceae. The transcript has 3 exons.